Corylus avellana is the source of this 2586-nucleotide messenger RNA. NCBI's taxonomy places the organism in Eukaryota, Viridiplantae, Streptophyta, Magnoliopsida, Fagales, Betulaceae. The record is from RefSeq and is a predicted model, not a curated record.
GACUUGUCUUGGAGUAAAACAAGUUUUGAGAGUACCACUCAAUCUCAUCAAGCUUUCACAGAAGAAACCAAAUACUUCUACUUUGAGAGUGCUUACACAUUUCAUCGUUUUUCUUGAUUCUUUCAGAAAAAAAUGGCGGAGGCCGUCUUUUCUGCGUUCCUCGGAGUACUGUUUGACCGUCUGGCAUCUCCUGAGUUGCUCAAUUUUUUUCGCCGAGAGGGACUUGAAGAAAAGGGGGACAAGUUGAGAAAAAUGCUGUCCAAAAUUGAAGCAGUGCUUGAUGAUGCGGAGGAGAAGCAAGAUAAUCGCGUGGCAGUGAAAAAGUGGCUCGAUGAUCUCAGAGACUUGGCUUAUGAUGCGGACGACGUACUGGAUGAGUGUGCAACGGAAGCUCUGCGACGCAAGGUGAUGGGAGGAGAUGAUCAGGCCACCACAAGUAAGGGAAUCAAACGCAAGUUUGCUUCUUUAGUAACUAGUUUCACUCUAAGUGCUGUUUUGAUCAACACGAGGCUGGGGUCAGAGAUGGAGGGGAUCACUGCUCAAUUCGACAACAUGGUGAAGCAAAAAGAUGAUCUGAAGUUGAGUGAAAAUGUUAGUAGGAGGUCAUCCGCAAGAAGUCAGACAGUGGCCCCAACUUCUGUAGUGACCGAGGCUCAUGUUUAUGGCAGGGAAAAAGAUAAAGAGGCUUUACUUCAAUUUUUGGUGGGCGAAAAACGUAGUGAUGCUCAACUCUCUGUGCUUGCGAUACUUGGUAUGGGUGGUAUGGGUAAGACUACUCUUGCUCAGCUUGUGUACAACGAUGAACAAGUGCAAAGCUUUUUUGAGCUCAAAGCAUGGACUUGUGUUUCUGAAGAUUUUGAUGCUAUUAGGGUGACCAAAACAGUUCUACAAUCUGUCAAAGGAAGCAGUGAUGACCAUGAUCUGAAUUUGUUGCAAGUCAAUCUAAAGGAGAAACUGAAAGGAAAGAAGUUUUUAGUCGUUAUGGAUGAUCUUUGGAAUGAGAACUACCAAGACUGGACUCGUCUACGUGCUCCUUUUGAAGCAGGGGCUCCAGGAAGUACGAUUCUCAUCACUACUCGCAAUCAUGGAGUUUCAUCAAAGACGGGUACCUUUCCAGCUUACUCUUUGAAUGAAUUGUCAAAUGAUUUUUGUUUGUCUAUAUUGGCCCAUCAUGCAUUGGGUACAAAAGACUUCAAUGCACAUCUGAACCUCAAAGAUAUUGGUGAGGAACUCGCUAGAAGAUGCAAAGGCUCUCCUUUGGCUGCGAAGGUACUUGGAGGCGUCUUACGCAAUAAAGUAGAUCGUGAUGAGUGGGAAGACGUAUUGAAUAGCAAUAUAUGGGAUAUAACAGAAGUGAAAAAUGAAAUUUUUCCACCUCUUAUGUUGAGCUAUCACCAUCUCCCUUCACAUUUAAAGAGGUGCUUUGCGUUUUGUUCAAUAUUCUCCAAGGAUUACGUAUUUGAGGAGAAGCAGUUGGUUCUACUAUGGAUGGCAGAAGGUUUAAUUAAGCCGCGGGAAGGGAGAAAGCAAAUAGAAGAUUUGGGUAGGGAGGAUUUUCGCAAUCUAUUGUCGAGGUCAUUUUUCCAACGAUUGUUCAACGAUGAAUCAAGAUUUGUGAUGCAUGACCUCAUCAGUGAUUUGGCUCAACAGGUUGCAGGUGAUGUAUGCUUUAGAAUAGAAGACAAAGUUGGGGGUAAUAAUGAAGGGAAACCUUCUAGAAAGGCUCGGCAUUCAUCUUACUUGGGUAGUGAAUAUGAUGCCAUUAAAAAAUUUGAGGUUUUUAAUGAUCUCAUGUGUUUACGAACCUUCUUGCCUCUUGUGCUUUCGUAUAAAAAUUAUUACUUGACUCGUAAUGUUCCUUUUGAAUUGUUGCCAAAAUUAAGACGAUUAAGGGUACUCUCUUUGAAUGGAUACGACAUAUAUGAGUUACCAAAAUCAAUUGGUGAUUUGAAGCAUCUAAGGUUCUUCGACCUUUCUCACACUAAAAUAAGAAGCUUGCCCGAAUCAGUAUGCACUCUUUACAAUUUACAGGCAUUGAUAUUGGAGAGUUGCUAUUCUCUAAAGAAAUUGCCUUCAACAUUUGGUAACCUACUCAACUUGCGACAUCUCAACAUUCAAGGAGCAGAUGCAUUGGAAGGAAUGCCUCUGCAAAUCAGUAAAUUAACUUGUCUCCAGACAUUGUCUCAUCUAAUUGUUGGAAAAGAUAGUUGUUCUGGGGUAAAAUUAUUAGGGCCUUUGUUGCAUCUUCGAGAUACACUUUGUAUUUCCAGAUUGGAAAAUGUAAUUAAUCAUGAGGAUGCAAGGGAUGCUAAGUUAUUUGAAAAGAAAAAUCUCUCUGGGGUGUCAUUUGAAUGGAAUCGGAACAUAGAUGAGUCACACGACAGAGCACAAGAAUUAGAAGUACUUAACAUGCUAAAACCUCAUGAGGGGCUGAAAGAGCUCACCAUCAGCAACUAUGGUGGUACAGAAUUUCCAAUGUGGCUAAGAGUUCCUUCAUUUUCUAAUAUGGUUCUCUUGAAGAUUGAAAGUUGUGCAAACAAGGUGGGAGGCGAGGUCAUCGAUUCAAGUCCCACCGGGUGUGUGUAA